AAAAAAUCGAACAUUUGGCAAGAAAAGUCAAAAAACUGUGUGUUGGCUAUUCAUUUCUUAGUCAAAUAUUCAUUAAUUACACUAAACAAUGAUUAUUUAAUUAUAAUUACUCAUUACCAUUAGUUAAAAUAUACUAGAUAUCCGAUAAAAACGGGUGGAACGGGUCUUUGUCCGCGCUUUUUAUAGCACAAUGAGAACGGUUUCUCGAGGAUAAGUGGAUUUUUGUGAGAAUUCAGUGGAGAUGGAGAUUAGGGAGGCUGGAGAUGGGGCUGCGGCGGGGGAGUACGCCAGGGUGCCUCCUAAGAGGUACACCUGGGCGGAAGUCAGGCAAGCAGUGCACGAUUUGCGGAAAGAACUGUCCUCCUUAUCGACAAUGGUUCCUAUGGCUAUAUCGUUCAGAAGACUGUCUAAUGGGAAGACGAGGAUAUACUUCCUGAGGACCCCUCACAACGGCUGGGAGAUCACGCUGCUGUAUACUGAUGUGACUCCAUCUUCUCAACCUAAUAAUACGAGGCUAGAGUGGAAGCCACUAAUAGAGUCGAAUGUGGCUCUUGGUGUGACAUCGGGCAAGUGGUCUCGCGAGGAACAGUUACUAUGGGAGCGGCAGAGAGUGGCAGCGUGGGGCAUAGCCUCGUACGAGCUGCACCAGCCCACCGGCAGAGUGCUGUUCCCAUGCGCCUCCUCCUUGUUCGUGGCCGAGGAGUCGCCGGCGCAGGCUCCGCCCCUGAUCCCCCGCUCGCUCACGACGGGCGGGGGCGCUCCGCUGACGCCGGCCAUGUGUCCGCGGGCGCCCGAGCUGGUGGCGCACGCGGCGCGCGGCGACAUCUGGCUCGCGGGCGGAGGCCUACGGCGCCCCACGCGGCUCACUUACGCUUGUAAAGGACACGAGCCCGAUCGGUUAGCGGACGACCCGCGCCAGGCCGGGGUGCCAUGCUACGUGACGCAAGAGGAGUUCUCCCGGUACACUGGAUUCUGGUGGCAACCCAAAUCUGAAGAUGACGUAUACCGGAUAGUGUAUGAAGAGGUGGAUGAGAGCGAGGUGAAGAUCUUCAGCUUCCCCUCCUCGCAGACCAGCAGCGGGGAGGUCGAGGAGUUCAGGUUCCCGCGGGCGGGGACACCAAACGCGAAGUCCAUCCUUCGCCUCGUGACCUUCAAGCUGCGUAAAGCAUCGCCUACAGUGCUCGACUACUACCACGAAGGGUCGACUACAGUGCACAUUUCUGACAGCAACAACGAUUCAAUGGAGGUGACGGACAUCCGGUGGUACGACCUGCGACAGCCGUUGAAGGAGACGUUCCCCUGGUUCGAGUACCUCGCGAGGGUCGGGUGGACUCCCUGCGGGAAUUACGUGUGGGUCCAAAUAGUGGAAAGAGCUCAGCAGAGGCUAGAGUUGGCACUGAUCCCGCUAGCUGAGUUCAGCAACCCGACCGGCUACUCGCUGCACAUACAGCAGCCGUCUGAAGUACACCAUCCUACCACUAACAACUACGAGCCAAUCCAAGUGCUGGUGUCGGAAACAGCUCCGGAAGCGUGGGUGAACGUCCACGACAUACUCCACUUCUUGCCAGCUCCACCGCAGCACGUCAGCUUCGUGUGGGCUUCAGAGGAGAGCGGACACCUGCAUCUUUACCUCACCACUUGCGCCCUGGCCAAGAGCCACCCUCGCACAUCGGUGAUAGACAUGAUCACGGAGGAUGAGAGCCCAGCGGUGGGCCCCACCGUGGUCAGCAGGGAGCCCAUCACGGCCGGGGAGUGGGAGGUUAUGGGCAGGAAGAUAUGGGUGGACUCGGCGAGACAGCUGGUGUACUUCGUAGGGCUCCGCGAGACGCCGCUGGAGCGCCACCUCUACGUGGCGCCGCUCGCGCCGCCGCGCCCGCACCAGAUCACGCUGCUCACCGACGUUGGCAGCUCCUGUACUGUCGACAUCGACCCUGAGUGCACUACAGCGGUGAUAACAAGCAGCAACAUCAGCUGCGUGCCAUCCACGCGCGUGUACCGCAUCACCCACUCACCUGCGCCCGCGCUGCUGGCGCAGGGCACGCUCAUGGAGCGGUGCGCCUCUGAAUCCUCGGAAACGCGAAGUUUUAACGGGUCCUGGGAUAGUAGGUCCGGUGAUGGUGACGACGAGUGCAGUGAGACCAACAUGUUGAUUAGAGAGAGCUCGCUGAGCGCGCUGGACAUCCCGGCGCCGGCCAUCUACUCGACGCGGCUGUCGUGCGGCGCGGCGGCCUACUGCACGCUGUGGCGCUGCGCCGGCGCCGCGCGCCGCGCGCCCACCGUGCUGCACGUCUACGGCGGGCCCGAGGUGCAGACCGUCACCAACAGCUACAAGGGUAUCCGUCAACUGCGGAUGCACAUGCUCGCUGCGCGGGGCUUCAAUGUGGUGGCUGUGGACUCGCGAGGGUCGAAGCACCGCGGCCGCAGCUGGGAGGCCGCCAUCAAGGGGAAACUCGGUCAGGUGGAAUUGGACGACCAGGUUGAAGUGCUCCAGUGGCUAGCGAAAGAGACAGGAUGUAUAGAUAUGGAACGAAUUGCCAUCCACGGGUGGAGUUAUGGCGGCUACCUGUCCCUGCUGGGGCUGGCGACGCGGCCCAACAUCUUCAAGGUGUGCGUGGCGGGCGCGCCCGUGACCUGCUGGCGGCUGUACGACACGGCCUACACCGAGCGCUACAUGGGCGCGCCGGCGCGGGCGCCGCACGCCUACACGCGCGCCUCCGUGCUCGCGCACGCGCCCUUCUUCCCCGACCAGGAAGGCCGGCUCCUGAUCAUCCAUGGGCUGGCAGACGAGAAUGUGCACUUCUGCCACACCGCGGCGCUGUUGGCCGAGCUGGUCAGACUCGGCAAGCCACAUCGCGUGCAGGUGUACCCAGGCGAGCGGCAUUCGCUACGCGCCAUGCACGCGGCUAAGCAUUACGAAGCGACAUUACUACACUUUCUACACGAAAACUUGUAGAUAAUUAUACAAUCUACAUAAACUCACGACUAUAUCCCAAUUGGGGUAGACAGAGGUCUCGGUCGCUAGAUGAACUAAGUACGGUCACGAGUAUUAAUAUGUAUACACUUUGGUACCAUGUCACAUUAACUUUUUUGACAAAUUGAACUGUAAGUCUCACUAAAUGUCAAAUGUGCUAGUGCGACAGAGUCCUAAAGUGGGUACAUUAUAUUGCUCAUGACUGUACCAAUACGCGGGUUUUCUGUUAGACCAACUUGAUAGGUGAGCCGUAUCGCCGUCGUGGUCGAGCCAACUGUGUUAGUGAAAACUGCACUUGAGAUAAAUUAAUAACUCAUUGGUGCAAGCCCAGAUCUGGGUUCGACAAAUUCCAAAUUUUAUUUUAAUUCAUGUUUAAAAAGGCAAAUAUUGAGAGUUAUUGAGGACAGAAGAGGCAAGAUGAUUGGACACCUAAUAAGCCAUAACAUACAUAACAUAAACUGCCUAUAUACGUCCCACUGCUGGGCACAGGCCUCCCCUCAAUCAACCGGAGGGGUUGUGGAGCAUACUCCACCACGCUGCUCCACUGCGGGUUGGUGGAGGUGUUUUUACGGCUAAUAGCCGGGACCAACGGCUUAACGUGCCCUCCGCAGCACGGAAUCAUCUUACUUUUUCGGACAAUCAGGUGAUUCAAGCCUGAAAAGUCCUUACCAAACAAAGGACAGUCUCACAAAGUGAAUUCGACAAUGUCCCCAUCGGGAAUCGAACCCGGACCACCAGAUCGUGAGCCUAACGCUCUAAGCACUAGACCACGGAGGCUGUAACCUAAUAAGACAGAAGGUACAAGGAAAGAGGAAGGGAAAGACCAAGAAGAGCUUACGGAACAGAUUAAAGAGAAGGCGAACGUCGUGUCUUACAGGGAAGUGAAGGAAUUGGCCUUUGAUAGACAAGAAUGGAGAAUGCUACACCGACAAGAGCGUGGAUCAUAAUUUAGUGAUGAUGAUGAUGAAUUCAUGUUUGGGUGAUUAAUGUUUGAUGUCACCUGGGGGGUUAAA
This is a messenger RNA of Pectinophora gossypiella (pink bollworm), 3984 nucleotides long. RefSeq names its product dipeptidyl peptidase 9. Gene Ontology annotation, molecular function: dipeptidyl-peptidase activity; serine-type peptidase activity. Lineage: Eukaryota; Metazoa; Arthropoda; Insecta; Lepidoptera; Gelechiidae. The transcript is spliced from 19 exons. Gene Ontology annotation, biological process: proteolysis. The coding region runs from base 242 to 2953 and encodes 903 amino acids. The record is from RefSeq and is a predicted model, not a curated record.